AUGCCCGCUCUCCGCGCCAUCCUCCUCAGCGGCAUCCUCGGCGCGACAAACCUCGUGCGGGCCGACAACCCCUUUGUCCAGACUCGCUACACUGCCGAUCCCGCCACUCUCGUCUACCAAGACCGCCUGUGGGCGUUUACGAGCCACGACAAUAACGACGCCACUUGGUUCAAUAUGACGGACUGGCGUCUCUUCUCCACCGACGACAUGGUCAACUGGCAGGACCACGGCAGUCCCGCAGGCCUACGGACCUUUUCCUGGGCUCGCCAAGAUGCCUGGGCCCCUGGUGCAAUUGAGCGCGAUGGGAAAUUCUUUCUCUACGUCCCAGUGACCCCAUCCUCGGGCGGCGGCAUGGCAAUCGGGGUAGCCGUGGCGGACAGCAUUGCCGGGCCCUACACCGACCCACUCGGCGGGCCGCUUAUCCACAACGGCGAGUUCGACCCCACCGUUUUCAUCGAUGAUGAUGAUCAGGCCUACCUGUACUGGGGCAACCCGAAUCUGUGGUACGUGAAACUAAAUCGGGAUAUGGUCUCCUUCUCCGGCGCGCCGGCGCAAGUCGAACUCACGGCAGCCGGGUUCGGCCCACGGCGCGCCGACGUGCCCGCAGAAGGUCGCCCGACGGCUUACGAGGAAGGACCAUGGCUGCACAAACACAACGGGACGUACUACAUGACGUACGCAGCCAACUGCUGCGACGAGGAUAUCCACUACGCCACCGCGCCGUCGGCGACCGGGCCCUGGACGCACGGCGGGUUGCUCAUGGCCAGCCAGGGCGGGAGCUUCACCAACCACCCUGCCGUCGUGGACUACAAAGGGAAAGGGUACUUCUUCUACCACAACGGUGCGCUGCCUGGUGGGGGUGGGUUUCAGCGCUCGGUGGCGGUGGAGAGGUUCGAGUACGGCGCCGACGGGGGGAUUCCUACCUUGACCAUGACUACCGAGGGCCCACCGCAGAUCAAGGAGUUUAAUCCCUACGGCGAGGUUGAGGCGGAGACGAUGGCGUUUUCUCGCGGGGUGAGCACGGGCGUCUCUGCAGAGGGAGCGGUGUUUGUCAACAAGAUCAACGAUGGCGAUUAUGUCAAAGUGGGCGGGGUGAGCUUUGGUGAAGAGGGUGCGACUUCGUUUGCGGCGGUUGUGGCUUCAGGCCGGCGCAAGUGCGAGCGCCCGGCGGAGCUGCAAAUCAGGUUGGACGGGGAGGAUGGUGACCUUGUUGGAUCGUGCAAGGUGCCGGCAGACACUGGGGGAUGGGAGAACUGGACGACGGUGACGUGCGACGUCCAGGCCGCGACGGGGAUACAUGAUGUUUUCUUUCGGUUUGUGGGCAGCGGUGACGGCAAUUUGUUUAAUUUUGACUCUUGGAAGUUUGUAUGA
Pyricularia grisea is the source of this 1371-nucleotide messenger RNA. RefSeq lists its product as uncharacterized. NCBI's taxonomy places the organism in Eukaryota, Fungi, Ascomycota, Sordariomycetes, Magnaporthales, Pyriculariaceae. Gene Ontology annotation, molecular function: hydrolase activity, hydrolyzing O-glycosyl compounds; carbohydrate binding. The transcript has a single exon. The coding region runs from base 1 to 1371 and encodes 456 amino acids. Gene Ontology annotation, biological process: carbohydrate metabolic process. The record is from RefSeq and is a predicted model, not a curated record.